This is a messenger RNA of Trypanosoma rangeli, 690 nucleotides long. RefSeq names its product oxidoreductase. The transcript has a single exon. The record is from RefSeq and is a predicted model, not a curated record. Lineage: Eukaryota; Euglenozoa; Kinetoplastea; Trypanosomatida; Trypanosomatidae. The annotation marks the transcript as partial.
AUGGGUGCGGGGAAUUCACAGGCGAUGGCGAGGGUGCAGGGCAGUGGCGACCCUACACCGGACGAGCACGCGCUGCGCUGUGAGGGGUGGACGAUGGAGAAGCCCAUACGAUCAUGGUCCGCGUCUGCGAUGACGUGCGUGGAUGACGUCGUGGUGCCGUCUCCGGGACCGGGGCAGGUGCGGGUAAAGAUAUAUGCCGCGUCAGUUAAUCCAAUCGAUGUGAAGCGGCCCACCUUCGGCUGCAGCACCGGCUUCUUCAGCCGGCACGGCGGUGGCGGUGGCGGAGGCAACAGUGCUGGCAGCAACGGCACUAACGUCAGUGAGAGGGCUGCAACGUCAACUCGACGCGCACCGCUCGAGUUCCCUUUUCCCUACGUGAUGGGCACAGAAGGUGCCGGUGUGAUAGAGAGUGUUGGGUGGAACAAUGAUGACCUGCAGCAGCGCGAGCAGUACGGUCUGCAGGUGGGUGACCGCGUCGCCUUUCUUGCAGACAUCGCAAUGGCAAAUGGCGGGACAUUCUGUCAGUAUGCCGUGGUGGAGGCCGAUGCCGUUGGAAGGAUCCCAGCUUCCACCAGCGAGGACGUGAUUGACUUCGUGGAGGCUGCCGCGAUUCCGUGUGCCGUGGGGACGGCGUACGUUGCCCUGUUUGACAAGUUGCGUGUCUCAUCUGGGCGCAGCAUAUUUAUCAGC